Caenorhabditis briggsae is the source of this 1635-nucleotide messenger RNA. Gene Ontology annotation, molecular function: CoA-ligase activity. The transcript has 5 exons. NCBI's taxonomy places the organism in Eukaryota, Metazoa, Nematoda, Chromadorea, Rhabditida, Rhabditidae. The coding region runs from base 1 to 1635 and encodes 544 amino acids. The record is from RefSeq and is a predicted model, not a curated record.
AUGCCACAUGAGUCUCCAUACCCCCCUGUUAAGAUCCCGGUCCGUCCGUACCAUGAAUUGCUACUGGAUUCCAUCGACAAAACAAUUGCAGAGGGAAAGAAUAAGAUUGCUUUUAUAAGCGGAGACAAUCCGAACUACUCUCUUUCUUAUGAACAACUUCGUAAAGAUGCGUUUGCUGUGGCAGUCUAUCUGCAUAACAUUGGAUUCAAGAAAGACGUCGCCGCAGUGGUUCUUCCCAAUGUCUGGCACUACGCUUCCUUUUUCAUUGGAUGUUCCAUCAACGGAGGAGCUGUGUCUGGUGCUUCUGCUUUGUUCACUGAUUACGAACUUCAACGUCAAUUCGUGGAUUCUCGUGCCAAAGUUGUUCUCACCUACGAAGAUUUCCUUCCAAAAGUUCUUCUGGCAGUUAAACAAUCUCCCAACAUCCAAAAGAUUAUCGUAAUUCCAAAACCAGUUGGAUCUUCUCUUCCAUCUGGUGUUGUCUCCUGGCAUGAAGUCGUUUCUACUCCAGUCACAGCUCUUCCCCAAGUCCCAAUCGAUGUGCAUAAUGAUUUAUUGGUGCUUCCAUAUUCCAGUGGAACCACCGGACCACCAAAAGGAGUCAUGCUCUCGCAUUACAACUUUACCUCAAUGAUCUCUAUGUAUCUCGCAAUCGACAAAUCCCACAACUUGGAUGUUCUCGAUCCUAACUGGGAUUGUUACAAGGAGAAGGCUCUUCUUUUCCUUCCAUUCUACCAUGUUUAUGGAUUCGGUCUCCUCAACCAUUGUAUUCUCAAAGGAAUGACUGGAGUUGUCAUGAGUCAUUUCGAGCCAAACAACUUCUUGACUGCUGUUCAAAACUACAAAAUCCGAAUUCUUUGUCUUGUUCCCCCAAUCAUGGUGUUCUUGGCCAAACAUCCGAUUUGUGCAAAGUUCGAUUUGUCUUCUAUUCAAAUGAUUAUGGCUGGUGCCGCUCCUGCCGGAAAAGAUUUGAUUGAAGAGUUGAAGAAGAGGUAUCCAAACAUGAAGUACAUUCAACAGGGAUACGGAAUGACUGAGUGUUCGAUGGCGAGUCAUCUUCCAGAUUUGAGAAAUAAUCAACCAUACGGAUCUGUUGGAAAAUUGGCAUCGAACUUGGUCAUGAGAAUCGUGGAACCAGGAACUGACAGAGAGCAACCAGUGAACCAAAGAGGAGAAAUAUGUGUUCGUGGACCUACUGUCAUGCUUGGGUACCUCGGAAGACCAGAAGCCACAGCUUCCACUGUUAUCGAUGGAUGGCUCCAUACGGGAGAUAUCGGAUACAUUAACGAAGAUGGAAACCUCUUCAUUGUAGACAGACUCAAGGAACUCAUAAAGGUCAAAGGACUUCAAGUACCACCUGCUGAACUUGAAGAUCUUCUUCUUUCUCAUCCAAAGAUUCGCGACUGUGCAGUUAUUGGAAUCCCAGACGCCAAGGCUGGAGAACUACCGAAGGCAUUCGUUGUGAGAGCUGAUAACACGCUGACAGAGCAAGAAGUCAAAGAUUUUGUCAAACCAAAAGUGUCUCCCUACAAGCAGCUGGAAGGAGGUGUUGAGUUCAUUGAAGAGAUUCCAAAGUCUGCAGCUGGAAAGAUUUUGAGACGAUUCUUGAGAGACCGAUCGACUGCCAAGCUUUAA